AUGGCUGAUGAUUAUGAUGAAAAUACAACCGUGAAUGCUGAUCCUAUAAAUGACAAUGAUGACACGCCCACCACUGAAUGUCAACCGAACGUAAAUGAGACAACAGGUUUUCUGCAAUUCAAUGAAAUUGAGAAGAAAGAAUGUGAAGAAUCUAUGACCGCUGCACGGGAACAUGAUCUUUUCAAUUCUAAUGUUAUCAUACUUGGCAGUAUUCCACCAAAGGAUACACAGAAUUGUGAGCAGCGGCCCAAAAGAAGGAAGCCAAAUGAACUUGAAGCUCUUGGUGUUACCGAGGUCAAGGAUCAAUUUGAUUCGUUUAGUGAUGACACCAAUAAAAUUUACAGAAAAUAUAGACUUAGAAAUGUAUCUAAACCUGAGUAA
Messenger RNA from Arctia plantaginis, 381 nucleotides. The record is from the annotation of a GenBank genome assembly. Lineage: Eukaryota; Metazoa; Arthropoda; Insecta; Lepidoptera; Erebidae.